Molecule: messenger RNA, 324 nt
Organism: Triticum turgidum subsp. durum (durum wheat)
Lineage: Eukaryota; Viridiplantae; Streptophyta; Magnoliopsida; Poales; Poaceae
Source: the annotation of a GenBank genome assembly
AUGGUGUGGCCGGCAGCAAGGCUUGUGCUCGUCCUCGUCACUUUGCUCACGCUUUGGAGCAGCGACGUUGCCGUUGCAUCGCCGUUGGCGGCGUCGGUGCGGGUCGGCGUGGUGCUGGACCUGACGAGCGUGGGGAGGGAGAGGCGCGCUUGCAUUUCCAUGGCGUUGGACGACUUCCAUGCCGCUCACGCCGGCUCCGGUGCCACGUGGAUCGAGCUGCUCCUACGAGACUCGCGCGGGGAUCUUGCCACGGCUGCACAUGCUGGGCUCAAUUUGAUUGUUUCUCAUCACAAGUUUAGAUUUCAAGGUGUAUUAAAUAAUUAA